GCUGCAGUCAAUUGCGAUGGACUCAGCAAAGAGUUGGGUUGUCGCCGCUGCCUGUUGUUGGAUCAACGUAUUUUCCAACGCCGUAUUUCGGUCGACGGCGGUGCUGUUUGUGAACAUGGUCCAAUCGCUCGGCAUGACGAGAGAGGAGGCUUCUUGGCCAAUCUCAGUGAUGGGAAUAUCUUACUGCCUUUCAGCGCCCGUGGCGGGAAAUUUGGCAAAGCACGUAGCCAUUUGGAAGCUGACAGUGUGCGCAAGCCUGGUGGCCUCUGUCUCUCUCGCUGCCUGCUUCUUCGGAAACAGCAUGCCUUUUCUCGUUGUAUUCUUGGGAAUCCUACACGGCACAAGCUUGGGCUUCCUUUUGCUCUUUAACACAGUCAUUGGUCAGCAUUUUUCGCGCUAUCGGGCCAUUGCUUCGGGGAUAGCCAGUUCAGGAUAUACCAUUGGAGGCCUCAUCUUUCCAUCACUGUUUCAAGUUUUGUUUGACGAGUACGGAACGAGAGGAGGGCUCUUACUGUGUGGUGGUAUCGCAUCCCACGCACUGGGUGGCGCCCUUCUUUAUAGGCUGCCACCGGGAGCAAAUAAGCAUUUGCCGAGUACAAUGAAUGGAACUUCUACUAAAAAUGGUGGUACGCGCAAAACAAAGGCAGAUAACUUUAGAAGAGAUAUAUCAUGCGCCGAAGAAAUCGAGCAUUCCAGACCUGACGACUAUUCAGGGAGCGAAGAAAUGGACGACGAGGAUAUUCAGCAGAAUUCGCGAGGAAGUCGUUAUUCCCUCAACAAAACAAUACAGGCACUUUCUGACAAUAUGCCCUCAGAGAAGUCAAACAUCCUAGUCUCGUGGUUCAGAAGAAAUGAAAGAAAUAUUUUUAAGAUCACCCUGCCCUCGUUUUUUAGACUUCCGAUGUUCUACUUGAUUGCUCUCUCCUACGCGCAAAUCGUUUUCAACAUGUCAACAUACCUGACGGUCAUCGUGGACUUUGCAACGGACAGGGAUGUUUCCAAGUGGGAUGCAGUUCUUCUCGCGAUUUACGGAGUGGCAGAUGUGGCAUCCAGGUUCGGGUCUGGUUGGAUCUCGGACAAGAAAUAUAUAAAGAGGAGCGCCGUGAUGAGUGUGCACUUUUUUCUCUGGUCGGCGUCGUAUUUUAUGUUGGCUUCCGCCAAACACUACCCUUUUCAUGUCGUGUCGGCCAUCACCGCUGGCUGGAGCAACGGCGCCACUUCGAUGCUGGUCCCCGUUCUUGUGAUGGAACUUGUUGACGUCCAGCAAUUCAGUUUCUGCUUCGGGCUUGUAACACUCAUCAUCGUACUACCUUUCUGCCUCAGGCCCGUGAUGAUCGGUUUUUUUAGAGACACACUGGGAGACUACCAAGGCAUGUUCAUAUUACUGGGAGCCUGUUUAAGUCUAAGCUCAUUCGUCUGGAUGUGGGUCUUUGUUCGAGAACGACGACAAGAACAGGACUUGCAGAAAAUCAAUAAAGUAAUCGCAUAAAACGAUGUCAUCAAAAAUCAUCUUCA
This is a messenger RNA of Ixodes scapularis (black-legged tick), 1515 nucleotides long. Its product is annotated as monocarboxylate transporter 1. Gene Ontology annotation, biological process: transmembrane transport. The record is from RefSeq and is a predicted model, not a curated record. Bases 17 to 1489 code for a protein of 490 amino acids. The transcript is spliced from 4 exons. Gene Ontology annotation, molecular function: monocarboxylic acid transmembrane transporter activity. NCBI's taxonomy places the organism in Eukaryota, Metazoa, Arthropoda, Arachnida, Ixodida, Ixodidae.